Molecule: messenger RNA, 1313 nt
Organism: Salvia hispanica
Lineage: Eukaryota; Viridiplantae; Streptophyta; Magnoliopsida; Lamiales; Lamiaceae
Gene: IPT3
Product: isopentenyltransferase 3
Biological process (GO): cytokinin biosynthetic process; tRNA modification
Cellular component (GO): mitochondrion
Molecular function (GO): tRNA dimethylallyltransferase activity
Source: RefSeq, a predicted model, not a curated record
UUGAGUCAAUCGAGCAGUCAACUAAAAUUCCACUUUAUUUUUGUCACCUUCCUCAGAAAAUUGUACAAAAAUAGAAAACCCAAACACAUUCGAGUCGCCGCGUCUCAAGAAUUUCAAACGAAAUCAAAGUACGACUCUCUCCUCGUAAAGAGCAUACACCACCACUCUAUUGUUGAAUUACGUCCAGGGGCUCUGUCGUCAUUUCAAUAAGUUAGUAAUGAAACUCACACUCUCUGCGUCCCAACAAAUUCGGCCGUCGCUACACUUACCGACCACGAGCAGUCAGCUCCUCCGCCACGGCCAGCUGAAGGAGAAGGUGGUGGUGGUGCUAGGCGUCACCGGCGCCGGUAAAUCACGCCUAUCGAUCGACCUCGCCACUCGCUUCUCCUCGGAGAUCAUCAAUUCCGACAAAAUGCAGGUCUACCAAGGCCUCGAAAUCGCCACCAACAAAAUCACCGACGAGGAGCGGCGCGGCGUGCCGCACCACCUCCUCGGCGUCGCCGAUCCCGAAUCCGACUUCUCCACCGCCGAAUUCCGCGCAAUGGCGUCGAUCUCGCUGCGGUCGAUCCUCCGCCGCCGGAACCUUCCGAUCAUCGUCGGAGGCUCAAAUUCGUUCGUCGAGGCGCUCGUCGACGCGAGCUUCCGAUCGCGCUACGAUUGCUGCUUCCUGUGGGUGGACGUCGCGAUGCCUGUGCUGGCCUCGUUCGUGUCGGAUCGCGUGGACAGGAUGGUGGAGAGAGGGAUGAUCGAAGAAGUUAGGGCUUUUUUCCGGUCCAACGGCGAUUACUCGCGGGGGAUCCGGCGCGCGAUCGGCGUGCCCGAGUUGGACGAGUAUUUCCGAGUGGAAUCGGAGUGCGACGAGGAGACUCGCGCUAGGGCUCUGGCGGAGGCGAUCGACGCGAUCAAGGUGAACACGAGCAGGCUGGCGUGCCGGCAGCUGGAGAAGAUCCACCGGCUGAGGAACAUCAGAGACUGGCGGAUGCACCGCCUCGACGCGACGGAGGUGUUCGGGAAGCGCGGCGGGGAGGCAGAGGCGGUGUGGAAUAGCGUGGUGGCGGGGACUGCGGAGGCGGUAGUCAGUAGGUUUUUGUACGAUUCGGAGCCUGUGGCUUACGGUGGGGCGAUGUCGAUGAGGAGCGGCGCUCGGCCGCUGUUGGCGGCGACGGCGAAUUGAAUGCUGUGGUGCCAGUUGAGGGAAUAUUUACAAAUUUUCCCUGCAAACUAACCGAUAUCAUAUUAAAUAAUUUGGAUUACCCUUGUAUAAGUAAGAAUAAUUUCAAACAGUAAUAAUUCAACACUCAAAUUCGAUUUCA